This is a messenger RNA of Cyphellophora attinorum, 1989 nucleotides long. RefSeq names its product Aspartate--tRNA ligase, mitochondrial. Gene Ontology annotation, cellular component: mitochondrion; cytoplasm. The transcript is spliced from 2 exons. Gene Ontology annotation, biological process: aspartyl-tRNA aminoacylation. The record is from RefSeq and is a predicted model, not a curated record. Gene Ontology annotation, molecular function: ATP binding; aspartate-tRNA ligase activity. NCBI's taxonomy places the organism in Eukaryota, Fungi, Ascomycota, Eurotiomycetes, Chaetothyriales, Cyphellophoraceae. The coding region runs from base 1 to 1989 and encodes 662 amino acids.
AUGAGCUACUCCAUCCAGGCAGUGUUCGAGCCGGGGACUGAGUCUUCUCCCGAGCCCGACGACAACGGUACAGGGUCGCCACUCUCACAAGACCAAAAGCACACCGAGCGAAUGAAAGAACUGAGCAACAUCCGUCCGCAUACACCUGUAUCGCUCGCUGGGUAUCUCAGGCAACGCAAAUAUCCUCAGAAGGUCCAGAAGGUUGCGGUACCUGAUCCAUAUGUUGGGCAGGUCGAAUACAUCAAUGACUACGAACUUGUCGUUGAGCAGUUCCAGCCGUUGAACACAGUGCCACAAGGCCUGGUCGCGAAGCAUGGCUUUGAUUUUGGCCCCGAGCAGAGACAUCUGCAUUUCAGAACUGACCACAGACUGCGCGAUAACCUGCGUCAACGAUCCCGAGCUUUGGCGCUCUUCAGAAAGGUCUUAUUUGUUCUCGGAUUUGACGAGAUAGAGACCCCGUUGCUUUUCAAGUCCACAUCAGAGGGCGCCAGAGAAUUCAUUGUACCGACCAGAUCCAAAGGCAUGGCUUAUGCUUUGCCACAAAGUCCUCAGCAAUACAAGCAGUUACUUAUGGCAUCUGGCGUCGUGAGGUACUUCCAAUUCGCAAAGUGCUUCCGCGACGAAGAUCUUCGAAGCGACAGGCAGCCCGAAUUCACACAAUUGGACCUUGAGAUGGCCUUUAGCGGUCCGGCCCAGGUGCGAAACGUCAUCACGGUACUUAUCAACAGAAUCGCCGAGAGCUGGAACCUUACCUGGCCACUGGACCACCCUCCCAUACGCCGCCCGUACGCAGAUGGGGAGGGACGAGACGAUAGCACUGACGAAGGGAUCAGCGACGACACCAAUGGAAACCCGAGAACCAUCAAGCACAAAGAUGCAGCCAAAGGCAACGCUCGCAAAACAAACAGGACCGAUAAUGAAGACCGAUUGCCGUUGUUGGGUAAGCCGACGCACAACAUACCAUCCCUAUCCUAUGAUGAGGCUAUGUGCUAUCAUGGCAGUGACAAACCAGACUUGAGAAUAAAGGGCACAAUCCACAGAGUCGAAGACUGGAUACCGCAAAGUCUGAAGGGUAUGAUGACUUCUUUGCAAGAGCCUAUCGUGGAGGCCUUCGCCCUGCGUCUGAAGCACCCGAGAGCCGCCAAAGGCACUGGUGGACCAGAAGUUUCGGAGGAAUUUAUCCGUGACUUUAUGGAUUCACCCGCAGGUCUGAGAUACAGCCAGAAUCCAGACGGGAUGCCUGGCAUAGCGGUCAUAAAUCCUCGGAAACCACUUGAGGGCCUAGCGGCGUUCGGCCACGAGGCUGCGGAGAAAUUCGUUGAGGCGUUGCAUCUCAGGGCUGGCGACAUUCUGGUACUCCAAAGCAGGCCAAAUGCCCGCGUGCGUGGCGGCUCAACUAUAUUGGGAGAUCUACGGAAAGAUCUUUUCCAUGCUGCAAUAGCAGCCGAUGUUCACGAAGUCGACAAAAAUAUCAUCGCUCCUUUCGGCCUGUGCUCCACACAUCAUCCAUUCACGUCGCCAGUUCCGGGUCAGGAUCUCGACAAACUUGCAACCGCCCCGUUGGACGUCGUUGGCGAUCAUUUCGAUCUUGUCAUCAAUGGCAUCGAGGUUGGAGGUGGCUCAAGGCGUAUUCACCAAGCCAGUGCGCAAGAAUAUAUUCUUCGCGACAUUCUCAAGCUGCCGGAAGGAAAAAUCAACGAGUUUAGCCAUCUUCUGAAGGCACUGGGUGAUGGCUGUCCGCCUCAUACUGGAUUCGCCUUUGGUUUCGAUCGCCUGAUGACAAUACUGACCAGGACGGCUACCAUUCGAGAUGUUAUCGCAUUCCCGAAGAGCGGUAGCGGUGAGGACCGGUUCGUUGGAUCACCAUCGCCCAUGACGAGGGAGCAGCUGGAGACCUACCAUCUCUCUGUUGCGCCAGACUCUUCAGCAACAGAAGUGACAGCGGAGCCUACAGCAGGCUCAGACAUCAAGAUCUCUCAAAAGGCAUGA